Salvelinus namaycush (lake trout) is the source of this 1089-nucleotide messenger RNA. It is a transcript of the gene rnf181, whose product is annotated as ring finger protein 181. The transcript has 6 exons. Lineage: Eukaryota; Metazoa; Chordata; Actinopteri; Salmoniformes; Salmonidae. Gene Ontology annotation, molecular function: ubiquitin protein ligase activity. Gene Ontology annotation, cellular component: cytoplasm. Bases 272 to 649 code for a protein of 125 amino acids. The record is from RefSeq and is a predicted model, not a curated record. Gene Ontology annotation, biological process: protein ubiquitination.
UCACGUGAUGGUGCAUUGUCAUACCCGGUAGACAGUGUGGUGUAGCUAGCUGGCUAGUUGCUGCACAUUUCAGGUUAUGACAAAACACACAGGUAAUAUUGGUAAUCUGAAGAUGGCUUCUUAUUUUGAUGAGCAUGACUGUGAACCAACGAAUCCCGAAGAACAGUACCGUCAGAAUGCACUACUAGAACUGGCCAGUUGGCAUCCAACGUUAUGGUGCCUUACCACCACCUACUGUUACAUUGCCUGUUGACCUCUGUGUAGGUCUUUGAUGCAGGGCCUCGACAUUGACUCGGGAGCGUUUGACCUAUCGGACUGGGACCAGCGUCUUCCUCCCCCAGCUGCUAAAACAGCUGUCCAAACCUUACCUGUGGUUGUCAUAUCCCCAGAGCAAGCAGACAAAGGGCUGAAGUGUCCUGUGUGUCUGCUGGAGUUUGAGGAGCAGGAGGCGGUGAGGGAGAUGCCCUGCAAACACCUCUUUCACUCUGGUUGUAUCCUGCCCUGGUUAGGGAAGACAAAUUCUUGCCCGCUAUGCCGUCUCGAGCUACCAACCGACAAUCCAGAGUAUGAAGAGUUCAAGAAGGACAAGGACAGGAGAAAACAGAGGGAACACAGACUGGAAGAUCUGCAUGGAGCCAUGUACACAUAACGGCUCAGAGCACACUGCUUAUUGCUGAUUUCACCUUUCUUGCGUUGGGUCGCAAUAGAAUUAAGAAUUGACAAAAGCUGCAAAUAUUAUGUAGCUAUUAUGUUUUAUCGUAUGUACUGUAAAUAUGUCAGUUUUAAAUACAGUCAAUUGUACAAAGACCCAUUUUGUGAUACAGAUUGAAAUUAUGGAUGAUCAUUAUACAAUGAAAGGAAUAUUGAGACAGUUGAGUCUGUUUGAACUCUACAUUCACUGCCUUAACACAUCAUAGCAUUUCUUCCUUUUCGCCAAGAUGCAAUACAUUUACCAAAACAGAUGAUUAAAUGGCUUUUCAUGGCAUAUGUUUUGCUGGCCUCACCAUAUUUAUCAGACUUUAAAUUCAAUCUGUUUAUAGUGUUGAUUGCUUUGGCAUCGUCAUUAAAGGCCCAGUGCAGUCAAAAUUC